CAACCGAUAGUUGUCCGAUAUUUUUAUUGUUGUCAAUUGUCAAUUGUUGUUUAGGAAACGUAAAUAAAUUUUAAAAAGAAUGAGUUCUUCAAAGAUUCAAAAAUUGGAUAAUGGCCAAACAAAUAAUCAGAAAGUAACAAAUUCCGAGAAGAAUAAACAAAAAAGAAAAGUAAAAUCAACGAAAUUAAACGAAGAAUUGGAAAAUGAAGUUGUCAAUGAUAAUAAUUUAUCGCUUGAAUCACAAAUUUCAUCAUCGUCAAAUGCAAUUGCCGAGUCAAUUUUACAUCUUGAACGUGAACUCUCGGAAAAAUUAAGUCAAAUUAAAUUCAAAGCACCCGUUGAUUAUAUUUAUAAUCCAAUUGAAUACGCAUACGAUGUUCAUGCUAAUUACGUAAAUUCCUAUUGUCAAGGAAGAAAAAAAAUUCUAUACCUCGGAAUUAAUCCCGGACCAUGGGGUAUGUCUCAAAAUGGUGUUCCUUUCGGUGAAAUUUCAAUGGUUAAAGAUUGGUUGAAAUUAUCGGGAAAAAUUGAAAAACCACCACGUGAACAUCCGGAGAGAAUAAUCAGUGGUUUCAAUUGCACUCGAAAAGAAGUCAGUGGCUUGAGAUUUUGGGGAUUUUUCCGUGAACUCUGCAAAACGACUGAUAUUUUUUUUCGUCAUAGUUAUGUUCAUAAUUAUUGUCCUUUGGCAUUUAUGAAUUCGAAAGCGAAGAAUAUUACGCCUGCCGAUUUAAAGGCUGAUGAAAAGAAGGAACUCCUUUUAAUCUGUGACGAAGUUCUGAAGAAGAUUAUCAAAGUGCUAAACGUUGAAAUUGUCGUUGGAAUUGGAAGAUUCGCCGAGGAAAGAGUGAAGGAUAUUUUAAGGGACGAAGUUAAUAUAAACGUUAUUUAUAUGCCACAUCCUAGUCCAAGAGCAGUGAACAACGAGAAUUGGCCCGAAAAGGCUAAAAUGACACUGGAGAGGAACAAAUUAUUGGAAUAUUAUUCACAGUAA
This is a messenger RNA of Leptopilina heterotoma, 994 nucleotides long. It is a transcript of the gene Smug, whose product is annotated as single-strand selective monofunctional uracil DNA glycosylase. Lineage: Eukaryota; Metazoa; Arthropoda; Insecta; Hymenoptera; Figitidae. Gene Ontology annotation, molecular function: oxidized pyrimidine nucleobase lesion DNA N-glycosylase activity; single-strand selective uracil DNA N-glycosylase activity. The transcript is spliced from 3 exons. The record is from RefSeq and is a predicted model, not a curated record. The coding region runs from base 80 to 994 and encodes 304 amino acids. Gene Ontology annotation, biological process: base-excision repair.